Messenger RNA from Equus caballus (horse), 1231 nucleotides. It is a transcript of the gene GSTT4, whose product is annotated as glutathione S-transferase theta 4. The record is from RefSeq and is a predicted model, not a curated record. Gene Ontology annotation, molecular function: glutathione transferase activity. NCBI's taxonomy places the organism in Eukaryota, Metazoa, Chordata, Mammalia, Perissodactyla, Equidae. Gene Ontology annotation, biological process: glutathione metabolic process. Gene Ontology annotation, cellular component: cytoplasm.
ACCAUGACCCCAGGCCAGGGGCCUCUCCCCAGUCUACUCUUGGGUCUCCUCAGAAUCCUUGCUGCUCUGAGAAUUCCAGGCUUCCUAGCCUCAUGACAACACAAAGUGAAACAAGAAGUUCCAGAACAUGGGGGCCUGGGUCUGGGUUGGAGAGAGCAAGCCAAGGGCUGGCUGGCGGGCACAGGGCCAGGGGCUCAGGUAGCAUACAGGCUCCAGUUCAGGGCCUGCAGCCUGGGCUGGAGGGGCUCAGCACAGUCUCAGCAUGGGCCUGGAGCUCUACCUGGACCUGCUGUCGGCCUCCUGCCGUGCCGUCUACAUCUUUGCCAAGAAGAACAACAUCCCCUUCGACUUCCAGUUUGUGGAUCUGCUGAAAGGCCACCAUCACAGCAAGGAAUACAUCGAGAUCAACCCCCUGAGGAAGCUGCCCUGCCUCAAAGAUGGAAAAUUUAUCUUAUCUGAAAGCGCGGCCAUCCUCUUCUACCUGUGCCGCAAGUACAGUGCACCCUCGCACUGGUACCCGCCAGACCUGCACACUCGCGCCCGCGUGGAUGAGUUCAUGGCCUGGCAGCACACGGGCAUUCAGCUGCCUAUGAGCAAGAUGCUCUGGAUCAAGCUGCUGAUCCCCAUGAUCACAGGUGAGGAGGUUCCAGCUGAGAAGACAGAGCGGAUGCUGGCAGAGGUGAAGAACACCCUGCAGCUCUUUGAGGAGAAGUUUCUGCAGGACAAGAUGUUCAUCACGGGGGACCAUGUCUCACUGGCCGACUUGGUGGCCCUGGUGGAGAUGAUGCAGCCCAUGGGGGGCAACCAUAACGUCUUCCUCAACAGCUCCAAGCUGGCUGAGUGGCGCAUGAGGGUGGAGCUGGCCAUUGGUUCCGGUCUCUUCUGGGAGGCCCACGACCGGCUGGUGAAGUUGGAAGAGUGGGACUGUUCAACCCUGGACCCGCUGGUCAAGGAGAGGAUCUGCGAGCUGCUGCAGAAGUUCAAAUAGAAGCAGCCCCUCCUGCAGGGCCUGGCUGGCUCAGCCCUCGGAGCCUCCUUCUUGGGGGAGACGCUGAAAACACCUCGGUUUCUUUGUCUAAUAAAGAACAGCCACCACUGCUGCUGAGCCUGGGACAGUUGGUAUGAGCAUAGUGUCCGAUGUGGGAGUGGGUGGUGGUCAUGGGUCCUCCCAACUUCCAAAAAGACCUUAAAAAUUAAAGGUUAAAUGUGAUUAACUGUCAAUAACAAUAGU